Messenger RNA from Archocentrus centrarchus (flier cichlid), 1681 nucleotides. RefSeq names its product Tu translation elongation factor, mitochondrial (gene tufm). Gene Ontology annotation, cellular component: mitochondrion. Gene Ontology annotation, biological process: mitochondrial translational elongation. The transcript has 10 exons. NCBI's taxonomy places the organism in Eukaryota, Metazoa, Chordata, Actinopteri, Cichliformes, Cichlidae. Gene Ontology annotation, molecular function: GTP binding; GTPase activity; translation elongation factor activity. Bases 53 to 1393 code for a protein of 446 amino acids. The record is from RefSeq and is a predicted model, not a curated record.
CAGGUUACUCUCUUGGAUUCUGAUCGUCUUUGGUGUGUCUUAACCAGCGAAGAUGGCGGCGCUUGUAGGGCUACGUGCGUGUUUCUCUGCUCUUCAGCUAUCUUCACCAAGCCUCUUGCACAGCUCCUACAAAUUGUGUGCUGUCCCUCUGAGUCGGCGAACCUUCGCUGCAGAGGCGAAGAAGACGUACAGCAGAAGCAAGCCCCACCUGAACAUCGGGACAAUCGGCCAUGUCGAUCACGGCAAGACCACCCUGACUGCAGCCAUCACGAAAGUGCUCGCUGAUGCUGGUGGCGCACACUAUAAGAAGUAUGAUGACAUUGACAAUGCCCCAGAGGAGAAAGCCAGAGGAAUUACCAUCAAUGCCUCUCAUGUAGAAUACUCCACAGCCAACAGACAUUAUGCUCACACAGACUGCCCUGGACACGCCGACUAUGUCAAAAACAUGAUCACAGGCACAGCUCAGAUGGACGGUUGCAUUUUGGUGGUGGCGGCCACUGAUGGCCAGAUGCCUCAGACACGUGAGCACCUGCUGUUGGCCAGGCAAAUCGGCGUCGAGCAUGUGGUGGUUUUCAUCAACAAGGCCGACGCCGUGGAGGACAAGGAGAUGCUGGAGUUGGUGGAGAUCGAGAUCCGCGAGCUGCUCACAGAGUUUGGCUACGAUGGCGAAAACACCCCUGUUGUGAUUGGCUCUGCACUCUGCGCCCUGGAGAACAGGGACCCCGAGCUGGGUGCGAAUGCAGUGAUGAAGCUGCUGGAGAUUGUGGACGAUUACGUUCCUCUGCCCAAAAGAGAUAUGGAAAAGCCUUUCCUUCUGCCCAUCGAAGGGGUUUAUUCAAUCCCAGGCAGGGGUACAGUCGUGACGGGCACUCUGGAGAGGGGCACCAUCAAGAAAGGAGACGACUGUGAAUUUGUGGGGCAUAAUCGCAGCUUCAAGUCUGUAGUGACAGGUGUUGAAAUGUUUCACAAAUCUCUGGAGCGGGCAGAGGCAGGAGAUAACCUGGGCGCUUUGGUCCGAGGCCUGAAGAGAGAGGAUUUGAGGCGAGGGAUGGUGAUGUGCAAGCCAGGGUCCAUCAUGCCUCAUCAGAAAGUCAAGGCUCAGGUUUAUGUUCUGAGUAAGGAGGAGGGAGGCAGACACAAGCCGUUUGUCACCAACUUCAUGCCCGUCAUGUUUUCUCUCACCUGGGACAUGGCCUGCAGGGUCAUUCUGCCUGCUGACAAGGAAAUGGUGAUGCCAGGUGAGGACACUUCAUUGACGGUCACUCUCCGCCAGCCGAUGGUUCUGGAGAAAGGCCAGAGGUUCACUCUGAGAGACGGAAACAAGACCAUCGGCACCGGCCUGGUCACAGAGAUCAUGACCGUGACAGAUGACGACCAGUGCAACUGGGGCUGAGGGGAGCCUCUGUAGAGGGCUGGGCUUGGGGGUGGGGUGGGGUGUGUCAGAGGGGAGACUGAAUGUGUGGUUCUGUGUCUGGUCAGAUCCAAUAAUUAUAGAAAUAUAAAUGAACAAUACAUAAACACAGGUGAACAGGAGACAGAAGAGGACCUGGAGAAACGCAUGUCUCCGUUGUGCAGGUCCACCCAACCAAAACACCUGUGAUGUUCCACUUUCAGUCAACAUUAUGUCGUUUAUGUAAUAAAAUGUAUUUAAUAAUAAAAGGGACUCCUUGGUUUUGUGCUA